GACCUGUGAUCUUUCCGGACUACCUUUCAGCCAUUGGAUGUCUUCUGUGGGGUUUCUUCUACACGUAUCCAUCUCCAUCGCCAGGCGUUCUUCCAAGCAGCCGGGAGAAUCUCCUGUUGUCGAUUUCAGUCCCAGGGGAAACAAUCUCCGCAGAAUCAUAACUAUGGCGAUCAAUUCACAACAGCCGCCAACAAGGUGUGCGGUGGUUACCGGAGCAAACAAGGGUAUCGGGCUGGAGACGGUCCGGCAGCUUGCAAAAACAGGCGUGGCGGUUGUAUUGACUGCCAGAGAUGAGCAGAGGGGGAUGGAAGCCAUAAAAUCGCUGCACCAAUCGGGGCUAUCGAAUGUGCUUUUCCAUCAGCUAGACGUUCGCGAUGCGGGGAGCAUAGAAGCUCUGGCCAAGUUCGUAUCGGAGGAGUUCGAGCGUCUCGACAUUUUGGUAAACAAUGCUGGCGCCUCCGGGGUUGAAGUCGAUGGAGAUGCACUGAGGGCUCUAAACAUUGAUCCUGCAGAAUGGCUAGCAGGCAAAGCCGUAAACUUGGUUCAGGAUGUUAUGAUCACUACCUAUAAGACGGCAAAAGAGUGCCUUGACACCAACUACUACGGCGUCAAGAAUGUAACAGAGGCCCUUCUUCCUUUGCUGCAGCGCUCCCUCACCGGAGCCCGGAUUGUGAAUGUCUCUUCCCUAAGAAGUGAACUAAACCGCAUCCCUAACGAGCAGGUAAGGGAAGAGCUCAGCAGCGUAGAGACUCUGACCGAAGAGAAAAUCGACAGGAUAGUGCAAAAAUUUCUGCACGAUGUGAAGUGCAAAGCAAUCGAAGCCAACGGAUGGCAGAAGAUGCUCCCGGCCUACAGCAUAUCAAAGGCCACCCUCAACGCCUACACUAGAGUUCUUGCCAAGAAGUACCUGAAUAUGCUUGUAAAUUGCGUCCACCCGGGAUAUGUUAAAACAGAUAUUAAUUGGAACACCGGAGUUCUGACAGUCGAAGAAGGAGCUGCAGGCUCGGUGAUGCUUGCCCUGCUCCCCGAUGGAGGCCCUACCGGCUGCUAUUUUGAUCGCAUGCAUGUGGCCGAGUUCUGAUUCGUAAUUCCUCAAAGUCGAAUCGAGUCUUGUCGUUUCGUUGUUGCCAUGGCGAUUCCCAAAUUGACGGCCAUUGCGUACCUUCUGACCGCCGCGGCGGUAUUCCUGGCGGCGAUUCCGCGGCAAUCGGCGGCGGAACCAGCUGUGGCUUCGGCGCCGUCGCCGGGGAUCGACUGUUUCCC
Molecule: messenger RNA, 1263 nt
Organism: Andrographis paniculata
Lineage: Eukaryota; Viridiplantae; Streptophyta; Magnoliopsida; Lamiales; Acanthaceae
Product: (+)-neomenthol dehydrogenase-like
Exons: 6
Coding region: 38-1081 (347 amino acids)
Cellular component (GO): membrane
Molecular function (GO): oxidoreductase activity, acting on the CH-OH group of donors, NAD or NADP as acceptor
Source: RefSeq, a predicted model, not a curated record